Molecule: messenger RNA, 456 nt
Organism: Papaver somniferum (opium poppy)
Lineage: Eukaryota; Viridiplantae; Streptophyta; Magnoliopsida; Ranunculales; Papaveraceae
Product: 60S ribosomal protein L8-like
Exons: 1
Coding region: 19-456 (145 amino acids)
Biological process (GO): cytoplasmic translation
Cellular component (GO): cytosolic large ribosomal subunit; ribosome
Molecular function (GO): RNA binding; structural constituent of ribosome
Source: RefSeq, a predicted model, not a curated record
GCCGACCGAUCGAGAGAGAUGGGUAGAGUUAUCAGAGCUCAGCGUAAGGGAGCUGGAUCUAUAUUCAGAUCCCAUAUUCGUCAUCGUAAGGGAGCUACAAAAUUCAGGAGGUUGGAUUUUGGUGAAAGGAAUGGUUACUUGAAAGGUGUAGUUACCGAAAUCAUUCAUGAUCCAGGAAGUGGUGCACCAUUAGCUAGAGUUACCUUCCGUCAUCCAUUCAGGUACAAGCAUCAGAAGGAGUUGUUCGUUGCGGCUGAGGGUAUGUACACUGGUCAGUUUUUGUACUGCGGGAAGAAAGCUGGUUUGAUGGUUGGUAAUGUUUUUCCAUUGAGAUCAAUUCCUGAAGGAGUUGUUGUUUGCAACGUUGAGCAUAUAUUGGACACCCCAGUACCUGGAAUCUUACAUCCUGGUGUGGCAUCAUCUUGGGUGGAGUAUAUGAUGCCUCCUAACUAUUAA